GCAUGUUUUUACUGUUCCCAUGCACCACAAUGCGGAAGACAUAUAAGGAACUCUAUUCCUGACGAAACUUAAGCAGACCUGAAGCAAGUCUCUAAGGAUUUUGUGUUACUACAGAAGCAUUUGACUGUUCAGAAAACAUAACCAUGUGGCCAAAUCAAGGUCCUCCCCCUCCAGGGCCUCCUAUGGUGGGCCCACCAAACCCGGCCUUCCCACCUAGCUACAACCCUGCAUACACGUAUCCUGCUGCACCAGGAGUUUUCCCACAGCCUCCACAUCCACCAUACCCAGCUGCAAUGAACCCCGCCAUGUCCACCAAUGCACCCCAAGGGGCGAUGCCUUACAGAGCUCCAGGACCUUAUCCACAUCCUUAUCCCAUGGGUCCAGCUGGAUAUCCAGUAGGCCCAGUCCCUCCUGCAGGUGUUCCCCCGGGUCCAUACCCAUGUUUUCCAGGUGGGGGUCACCACGGAGGUCACCAUCACCACAUGGGUCAUCACCACAUGGGUCACCACCACAUAGGUCAUCACCACGCCGGUUACAACUACAGAGGUUAUCAUCAUGGAGGGGUAAAUCACUUCGGUGGAGCAUUAUCCGGAGGAUUGGCAGGAAUAGGAAUGGGGCUGCUCGGACAUAAAGCCAACAAAAAGCUGAGGAAGAAGAUGAAGAAAGCCAACAAGUGGAACAAACACGGUCACUGGAAGUCCUCCAGCAGCAGCAGCAGCAGUGACUCAGACUGAGGCCACCGGCUCGUGACAAGGCUUUCACAGAAGAGCUGCCUCACUGACUAUUAACAAUAAACACAGAAAAGGUCAUACUAUAUAUAUAUAUAUAUAUAUAUAUAUAUUAUAUAUAUAUAUAUAUAUAUAUAUAUAUAUAUAUAUAUAUAUAUAUAUAUAUAUAUAUAUAUAAACAGGAUUUCUUUGAAAAUGUGUGGUUUUAUUAUAUUGUGCAUUGGCUCUGUGUAUAUGCAAAAACAACUUUCUUAAUGUGCAACUUUGCUUUAGAAAUAUGUACAUUGUUAAUUGUGAAAUCACAAUGGUGGACAAUGUUACAGAUAUUUAUUGUCUUUACUUUUGAUGCUUCAAACACCUUCAGCAGAUUAAACCUUUACUUUUUUAGGUUUUGAAUGCAGGACAUUCACUUCAACACAACCGUAGAAAAACUCUCUGUUGUUUUGAAUCUGCACCAACUGUUAUAAUGUAUAAAAGGCCCACAUCCUGCUCAAUAAAUGAUGUUUAAAUAGA
Acanthopagrus latus (yellowfin seabream) is the source of this 1241-nucleotide messenger RNA. Its product is annotated as proline-rich protein 13-like. Bases 144 to 734 code for a protein of 196 amino acids. The transcript is spliced from 4 exons. NCBI's taxonomy places the organism in Eukaryota, Metazoa, Chordata, Actinopteri, Spariformes, Sparidae. The record is from RefSeq and is a predicted model, not a curated record.